GGGGGAGCAGAAGCAGUGCUGGCACUCUGCAGCAUGUUGCCGCCUCAUUAGGAGCUGUACUUCCCUGGAGAAGAACGCACUGAGGAACAUUACACUGCUUUGGUAAAUCUCUGCCCCAACACUAAUCUUUUCUACAUGACCAGAAGAGUCAAAAAGAUGUAGUCAUGGGUCUCUGUUGUGUCAUCUGAUACUGAAGAAACUCUUUCCAGAGACCCUUCGCCACUGCAAGAGAAGAAGCAGCCAGUUUCUCCUACAAUGGAAAAUGUAACUCUCAGCACCAUCUUGAACUUCACCAACAGUGAACCUUUGGCUAAGAUGCCUGAGAACUCUCUGGAAGUCCAGGUCAUCACCAUAUUCCUCACAUUGCUGAUCUGUGGGGUGGGAAUAGCUGGCAAUGUCAUGGUGGUCUUAGUGGUUCUCAGAACCAAACAUAUGAUGACUCCAACCAACUGCUAUCUGGUUAGCUUGGCUAUUGCAGACCUCAUUGUUCUCCUGGCUGCAGGACUGCCCAACAUCUCUGAAGUCGUUUCUUCUUGGAUCUAUGGCUAUGCUGGCUGCUUGUGUAUCACCUACCUCCAGUACCUGGGCAUCAAUGUUUCCUCUUGCUCUAUCACAGCUUUCACGGUUGAGCGUUACAUUGCAAUAUGUCAUUCCAUUAAGGCACAGUUCAUAUGCACUGUGUCCAGAGCCAAAAAGAUCAUCGCCUGCGUUUGGAUUUUCACCUCUCUCUACUGCAUCAUGUGGUUUUUCCUCGUUGACACAGAUGAGAUGGUUUACGCUAAUGGAGUCAUUGUCCGAUGUGGCUAUCGGGUGUCGAGGAACCUCUACAUGCCCAUUUACUUUCUGGACUUCACAUUGUUUUAUGUGAUUCCACUGAUAGUAGCUACAGUGCUGUAUGGGCUGAUUGCUAGAAUAUUAUUCAUGAACCCAUUACCUUCAAAUUUGUCAGAAAGAGGAAACGAUUCAAUCCACCAGGGACGAACAAACAGCACAGUGAAGGUCUCCUGCAAACCAAACAAGGGUGCAGUUUCCUCCAGAAAACAGGUAACUAAAAUGCUGGCAGUGGUGGUGGUCCUGUUUGCUCUGCUGUGGAUGCCUUAUCGCACUCUGGUGGUUGUCAACUCACUGAUGGAUCCUCCCUACCUCAACACCUGGUUUCUGCUCUUCUGCCGGAUGAGCAUCUACACCAAUAGUGCCAUCAACCCCAUCAUAUACAACGCCAUGUCCCAGAAGUUCCGCACAGCUUUCAAGAAGCUCUGCCACUGUCAGAGUGGCUCCAGCAAAGAGAAAGCAGCCAAACACAGCGCCCCUGUCUACUACAGCGUCAUCAAAGAUUCGUCCCACGAAAGCCCGGAGUACGAGACGGAGCAGGAGGAUGUUGGUGCGUAUAGUGUCUCAACCAAGAGGGUGAACUUUUCUGACCAGGCUGGAAGAGCAGUCACUGCAGGCAUGUUCAGUAUUGCUUGAGUCAAGCUGAGAAAAAGAGGUGGACACUCUGUGGGUUGAGGGAGGCGGGGACAGUUGACUCACCUAAGAAAAAAUUGGGAUUGUAAGAAUAUUCAUCAGGAUUUAAUCAAACAUUUAAGCAUUUGGCAUCUGUUAUAUAUACAUAUAUAUGUAGUAUCUCACAAAAGUGAUUACACCCCUAUAUAUUAUAUUUUUUCA
This is a messenger RNA of Pygocentrus nattereri (red-bellied piranha), 1665 nucleotides long. RefSeq names its product thyrotropin-releasing hormone receptor. The record is from RefSeq and is a predicted model, not a curated record. The transcript is spliced from 3 exons. Gene Ontology annotation, cellular component: membrane. Gene Ontology annotation, molecular function: thyrotropin-releasing hormone receptor activity. Gene Ontology annotation, biological process: phospholipase C-activating G protein-coupled receptor signaling pathway. NCBI's taxonomy places the organism in Eukaryota, Metazoa, Chordata, Actinopteri, Characiformes, Serrasalmidae. The coding region runs from base 256 to 1467 and encodes 403 amino acids.